CUAAUACCGAAUUUCGAGAUUCUCGGGGGAGGGGGGGGGGGGGGGCGAGGCCCCCCCCGAAGGCUGUUGUAGCUCCGCCCCUGGGUUCGGAGAUCCUUAACCAUACUAUAUGGCUUGGAGAGAAGAAACUGUUUACAAUAAAAAUUAAUCUUGUACCACAUCGGUUAAAUAAAAGAGAUUAAAUGGCCUUAUAAGGCCAACUUAAUUAUAACAAUUUAAAUAAGUUGAGUGGGCUACCUAGAUUGGGUUUUUGGGCCCAUUACUCUGUGCCAUCAACACCACCCCUAGGACAUGGCAAGGGGGUGGGUACCAUACCACCACCCCUAGGACGUGGCAAGAGCGGUGCCAAGAAGGGCGGCCACCAUCCGUCCACCCCCAUGAUGUGUCGAGGGGGUGGGUACCAUGUUGCCACCCCCAUGAUGUGCCGAGGGGGUGGGCAGCAAGGGGGUGUCGAGGGGGGUGGCCACCAUCCGUCCACCCCCAUGACUUGGUAAGGGGGGGGGGGGUAGCAUAUAGCCACCCCAUGAUGUGCCGAGGGGGUUGAGCAUCAUACUGCCACCCACAGGAUGUGGACAUGGUCAAGGGUUGAUCGACAUACACCCCUAUGAGAUGAUUGAGGGUGGCCAUCAACACAUAGCCCCAUGGUACGAUUAGCGGGUGAGAUUAAUAUACACCCUCAUGAGGUAGUCAGUGGGUGAUUAUCUUGGGUGAAAUUUGGUAAAGUCUGGAGAUGGUUGACCGAAUUUGGCCAAGGCAAGGAACACCCCCAUGAGAUGAUCAGGGGGUGGUGAUCAACUCACACCCCCAUGAGGUGGUUAGGGUGGGUCACCAACAUACGCCCCCAUGAGGUGAUCAUACAAGGGGCCAGGGGGAGUCAAGUGGCAAUUAGGUCACCCUUUCAUGCCUUAGCCAUUUUUUCUCUGCAGACAAGCAAAGCUACAGAGAAGAUACCAAGAGCAAGGAGUGAAGUCUUAAGAGAAGUGCACUACCGUCGUCACGACAUCAAUGGAGCAGUUGAAAAGAGUAACCGUCACUCCACAUCAACAAAGCGGUUUUUUGAAAGAAAUUACUUCUUGUGGCUAUAAAUAGGAGGUGAAGACAACAGAGGAGUGGUUCGCCAAAAUCACACCAGACAACAUAAUGUCAAAUUUUAUCCUUUUAUCUUUUCCUCUAGAAAUUUAGUCAUAGUAGUAGUUUUGGAGCUCUCGCUGAACCUCCAUAGGAGUAGACUUAAUGUAAUUUAGUUUGUCUCGUAGAUCAUCAAGAACAUUGAACGCCCUUGUUUGAACCUUGUUCAAAGAGGUGUGAACCGUGUUUGUUAAUCGUUUGUGUGGAAGUCAAAAGGUGAAAUUCAAUUAUGUUCAUCUUGAUUUUCUCGCCGGGAAAACAAAUUGGCACACCUAGUGGGACACGUGUGUUCGAUUUGAUGGCUCCGAGGCGGAGUAAUCAAGAAGGUGAAGCUCCGGCUGGUUUUAUGGAGGAGCAAGUGGCCAACAUUGAACAUGGCCAAGUGUCAGAGGCGGUGGUCGAAAACAAUGGCAGGGCGGAGAUCCUACCGACGGCGACGCCUGGUGGGGAUAUUGGUGAAGCAGUGGUGGUCCUCCGUCAAAUGAUGGAGGAGAACCGCAAGCUGGUGGCAAAGAACUGUCAAGCCAUAAAGGAGAACCGCCAAAUGAUGGUGGAGAACCUUCGCAUGAUGGAGGAGGCUAUAUCUGUUUUUCAUCAAGCAGAUCUGUUUUUCAUCAAGCAAACUCUCAAAUGGAUUGUCUCAAUUCUCGUGUAGAGAGACGUUUAAGUCCAUUGUUUGAAGUGGUUAAUAGAAAUAGAAAUAAAAAUGAUUUGAUGAGUUUAGAAGGUUUUUAACCACACCAAUAGUUCAAUCUAGAGCUCUGCCAUUAGAUAGCAUGAAUCAAGCCCCGAAUAAUACUUCUGCAAAUUUUAGUUUAUCUCCCGUCGGUGACAUGAAUGGUCAGCCACGGCAAGAUAACUUCUCCCCGUCGAUGACAAACCAACCAACCCCUCAAGACAUGAAUCACGACGAGAUUCCCGUCACUACUCAAGUGGAGGGGAUACCCAAUGCGGGAGUUGGAGAAUUCCCCCACGUGGUGAGAAUUUGGGAGUCACACAUUCUGCUCCAGUGGAACCGCCACCCAUACCCAUGCCGGUGGCAAGGCCCUAUACGAUGUCUGCACACUUGGGAGGGGGAGAUCAAGUUCCUCCGAGAACAUACCCAACACCCAUGCCACCCCAUUUCAAUGGGUAUGGCAUGGAUCCCAUACGAUUCGUACCCCAAGGGGGGCAGCAAGGGGGGCAUGAUCCCAACACUCUAAGGGACCAAGUGGCUCAACUUCUCGCUGAACAAUUCGGCAUGGAAGUGAGACCCACCAUGCCACCCAUGUAUCGGAAACCAUACCAUGAGUGGGUAGAUACACUCUACCCGUUCCCAAGGGGGUUUAGGGUGCCAGUCUGCCAGAAUUUGCCACGUUCACUAGGACAGGAGACGAGUCUACUAUGGAGCAAAUUGGACGUUUCACUGUCCAAUGUGGAGAUGUAUGAGACUUUAUUAAGUUAAGAGUAUUUGGAAACUCAUUGACAAGACCUGCUUUUGCUUGGUAUGUCAACUUGCCAUACAACUUCGUCCAGACAUGGCAGCAGAUGGAGCAAAUCUUCCAUGCUCAGUUCUAUAGAUCUUAGAGUGAGGUUUUCAUGGUUGACUUGGCACGAAUGCGCCAAGAGCCAGGCGAAUCAGUGGAGCAUUUCUUGACAAACUUCAAGAAUGCUCGUAACCGUUGCUUUAUCAACUUGACAGAAAGAGAGUUUGUCAAGUUAGCACAAGGGGGGUUGAGUUUUGAGUUAAGAAAGAAAUUCCAAGAUUUGGAAAUUUUUUGACUUAUUCCAACCAGGGGCGGACCCAUGUGCUAGGGAGGUGUGUCAAGCGACACACCUCAGCCCGAAUAUUUUGUGAGAGACCCAUGUUUUGCCGGUAUAAUUUUUUGGAAUUUAGAACUUCUGACACACCUUCAAUAAUUGUAAUCAACACAACUUCAAUACACUACAAUGAAAUUG
Molecule: messenger RNA, 3066 nt
Organism: Linum trigynum
Lineage: Eukaryota; Viridiplantae; Streptophyta; Magnoliopsida; Malpighiales; Linaceae
Source: the annotation of a GenBank genome assembly